UCACCAAACAUCCAGGUAUAUAAAAGGCCCUUGGCAAAUGGGAACAUCCACACUCCAGAAACAUACUGCUUAUCUUCCUCUGAACACUCUACUCCUGAUAUCAUGUGUUACUAUGGAGGAUACUAUGGAGGCCUGGGCUAUGGCUAUGGUGGCCUAGGCUGUGGCUAUGGUUAUGGUGGCUAUGGCUGUGGCUAUGGCUGUGGCUAUGGUGGCUAUGGUUAUGGCUGUUGCCGCCCACUGUGCUGUAGAAGAUACUGGUCCUUUGGCUUCUAUUGAAAAAUUUCUGUAUCUACCCAGCCUUGAUGACUGGAAGUACUCCCAAGAAUUAUCACAGGAUGCAAUAGAGAAUGUCUUCAAAAAUACUAACUUUAUACCAAAUAUCUGAAAAUACUUGAAACACAACAUGACCAUUUAUUGUUUCACCUUAGGUUGGAUAGUCAUCAGCAACAAAAUUGUUUAUAAAAACAUUUAUCUUCAUAAUGUUUAAAAAUGUUUUCAACAAUAACUCAGCAUCUACAUAACAUAUUUGAAUUAUCAAGUAAAUAAAUGCAUAAGUGGAACAAAA
Messenger RNA from Rattus norvegicus (Norway rat), 565 nucleotides. Its product is annotated as keratin-associated protein 20-2-like. The record is from RefSeq and is a predicted model, not a curated record. Lineage: Eukaryota; Metazoa; Chordata; Mammalia; Rodentia; Muridae.